GUAUUUACCAAGAGGUGGCGCGCAAGAGGCUCUCAGCUUACGAUCCACACUGCAGGUUUGAUGAUCUCAGCUACAUCACCCUAGCAUACAAAUCCCUGGAGCCCGAACCUAAUCAGAAGCUGCUGGACAACUGGAAAAGUUGGACAGGUGCGCGCUCAAUCAUGGAGGACUUCGGAGGUAAGGUGCCUGUGCAAGAGGUGAUCUUCUUGGCACGCGAGCACCCAUUCGACUUCAGCGUGUUCGCCUACAUCGUUUUGAUGAGUUUCCAGCCUAGCGAAGAAGUCCGGCCCUGGGUCCUCUACUAUAUUCAGAAGCUGCGCGUCGAGCGCUGGUUCGGCUACAUCACCCUGUACGCCGCGGCGCCCAGCUUCAAGAACUCAGCUGCGGGCUCCAUCGACGCCUGAGCUUACCGGCGCCUGGCCGCACCAGCCGCCCUGGGAUAAUCCGACCAGCCAGAGAGGCUGCAUCUGUGCCCGGCAGGCAGAUGACGAAACUCUGUUCUGCAACAGCAACACAUUCAGCGAAAAUGCAACAAACGAUGACUGUUGUUUUUGUCGCCAGGGCCGUGUGCGGUGCAAAAAUACCAAUAGCAUCGCAGAGCGGCAAGUGAUCUGCCAAAAAUGUUCCUGUUCGCUAUACACGUCGCACGACAACAUAUAGCACGCGAUGCUCAGCGAUCUUUGCUAGUUAGAAAUAACAAAGCUUUCAUGCAUCUGACAUGUUAAUUAAGCAGCCAAUAUGCGUCAGCACCGACAAUAUCAAACGCAUGCGAUCAUGUUUUGCACAUUUGUAAAUCCUCCUAGCCGUAUAAGCUGCGCUAUUGUUUACAUCUAAGCAACGUCUCAUUGAGCGCGAGAACAGUUCACUUACAUGCAAAUGUAUCUUGCAUCUGUUGAAUUCUUGGAGAUCGUAGCUAGUAAAUGACGGGCACGCUUAUCUCUUGCUGUGUGUUUUUUAAUUAUAUGUACAGGCUCAACACAGUGCCCUGUGGUGCCUGGUGCUAAUGACAAUUACAUUUCACUUCACGCGUUUAUAUGUUGGUCAAGGCAAUAAGUGUAGCCAAUAAACAGCAUAGUCUUUCA
Molecule: messenger RNA, 1082 nt
Organism: Pollicipes pollicipes
Lineage: Eukaryota; Metazoa; Arthropoda; Thecostraca; Pollicipedomorpha; Pollicipedidae
Source: RefSeq, a predicted model, not a curated record